ACCUGCCACCCUGUUUCUAUGGCAAAAGACGAAUACAAACUGCUGAAAAAAUGGCUAACCUGAGAGUACCCGAGGGACAAUACACUCAGACCAUUUAUGGAAUGAUUAAGGAGCAUCGCUAUGGUGAAGUGAUCCAGAUAUUGAGUCUAGAACUUCAACAGUAUCCCAAGUCCAGGGCAGCACUAUCCCUCCUCGGAUUCUGCUAUUUCCAUGUGCAAGACUUUGCCUCAGCAGCAGACUGUUACGAGCAACUCAUUCAGUUGCAUCCUGAAGUAGACGACUAUCGACUCUACUAUGCUCAGGCUCUAUACAAGGCAUGUUCUUACCCUGAGGCCAUGAAGGCUUCUUGUCAGAUUGAGAACCCUACCUACCAUACACAGAUUUUAAAGCUUCAAGCUUCUAUAAAGUAUGCAGAAGAUGACCUCCCCAAUGCUAAGACCCUUGUGGAGCAGUGUGCUUCCGAUGAUCCUGAUUCUAGCUUCAACAUGGCCUGUACCUUAUUCAAGGAGAAGCGUUACAGUGAGGCAUGUAGUCAUUUCAACAGUGUACUGCAAGUGACGGGCUACAAUGCUGACACCUGUUACUGUAUAGCACUGUGCCAUUACAUGAUGAAACAGUACGCUGCCGCUCUCAAGUACAUCACAGAGAUCAUUGAGAGAGGAAUCAAAGAGCACCCAGAGUUGAGUGUGGGCAUGCAGACUGAAGGUGUGGAUGUGAGGAGUGUUGGAAACACAGCGGUUCUUAAUGAGACUGCUCUGGUUGAGACGUUCAACCUAAAGGCUGCCAUUGAGUACCAGCUCAAGAAUUAUGAGGCAGCUAAAGAGGCUCUCACUGACAUGCCCCCACGAUCUGAAGAGGAACUGGACCCAGUGACGCUGCACAACCAGGCCCUGAUGAACAUUGACGAGAGCCCGACUCAGAGCUUUGAGAAGCUCCAGUUCCUCCUCCAGCAAGUACCCUGUCCCCCAGAGACGUUCUCCAACCUACUGCUCCUAUACAUUAAACAUGAAUAUUUUGACCUGGCUGCGGAUGUGCUGGCUGAGAAUGCUCACCUCACUUACAAGUGCCUCUCUCCUUACCUGUGGGACUUCAUUGAUGCACAAAUAACUCAGCAGACUUCCCCUGAAGAGGCAUUCCGGAAGCUGGAUGCUCUUGCCACCAACCACACUGAGAAGCUACGUAAGCUCACAAAGCAGGUGCAGGAACAUCGACAUAACCAUGACGAUGAGGCCGUCAAAAGAGCGGUGGAGGAAUAUGAUGAUACUUUAGAGUGCUACAUCCCUGUGUUGAUGACCCAGGCCAAGAUCUACUGGGACAAAGAAGACUACAGUCAAGUGGAGGCCACCUUUAGGAAGAGUGUGGAGUUCUGCAGUGAGCAUGACGUGUGGAAGCUCAAUGUGGCACAUGUACUCUUCAUGCAGGAGACAAAGUUUAAGGAAGCAGCAGGGUUCUAUGAGUCUAUUGUCAAGAAACACUUUGACAACCUUGUUGGGGUCAGUGCAAUCAUUUUAGCAAACAUUUGUGUCUCCUACAUCAUGACUGGACACACUGAGGAGGCCGAGGAAAUAAUGAAGAAAAUUGAGAAAGAGGAGGAAGAUCUUUCCUACGAGGAACCAGACAAGAAGCUGUACCACUUGUGUAUUGUCAACCUAGUGAUUGGCACUCUGUACUGCGCCAAGGGUAAUUAUGAGUUUGGAGUGGCUCGUAUCAUGAAGAGCUUGGAACCAUACAGCAAAAAACUUGGUACAGACACUUGGUAUUAUGCAAAAAGAUGUUUCUGCUCUCUGCUUGAAAACAUGUCAAAGCACAUGAUAAUGUUGAAGGACGAUGUGGCUCGCGACAUUAUUCAGUUCUUCGAGCACUGUGAAGCUUAUGGGCGCAACAUACCGGCCGUAUCCGAGCAACCCCUACAGCACGACUCCAUAGAUAUUGGAAGGAAUACUGUUACUUAUCAAGCUAGGCUCCUCAAAGCGUUGUUCUUGCAACUAACCGAAUAUUAGAUGCAUAUACACUUACAGUUCAUGUUAACUUUUAUUUAUGUACCGUUGGUUUUGACUUUUUGUUCACUGUAUCCAGUUGUACUUCUGUCAUAUGAAGUUUCCAUAUUUCCUG
Messenger RNA from Halichondria panicea, 2112 nucleotides. Its product is annotated as intraflagellar transport protein 70A-like. The transcript has 22 exons. Bases 51 to 2000 code for a protein of 649 amino acids. Lineage: Eukaryota; Metazoa; Porifera; Demospongiae; Suberitida; Halichondriidae. Gene Ontology annotation, molecular function: intraciliary transport particle B binding; protein binding. Gene Ontology annotation, cellular component: axonemal microtubule; intraciliary transport particle B. The record is from RefSeq and is a predicted model, not a curated record. Gene Ontology annotation, biological process: intraciliary transport.